Messenger RNA from Acipenser ruthenus (sterlet), 5459 nucleotides. Its product is annotated as bcl-2-like protein 1. The record is from RefSeq and is a predicted model, not a curated record. Gene Ontology annotation, biological process: intrinsic apoptotic signaling pathway in response to DNA damage; extrinsic apoptotic signaling pathway in absence of ligand; negative regulation of intrinsic apoptotic signaling pathway. The coding region runs from base 746 to 1402 and encodes 218 amino acids. The transcript is spliced from 4 exons. Lineage: Eukaryota; Metazoa; Chordata; Actinopteri; Acipenseriformes; Acipenseridae. Gene Ontology annotation, cellular component: mitochondrial outer membrane. Gene Ontology annotation, molecular function: protein heterodimerization activity; protein homodimerization activity.
UAGCACGGGGAAGUGAAUUUGUACUGCCUGGGUUACUAUAGAAACGUUUCACUCUUAAUCGAAAUCUGUUCUUUUUGGGGUGGUAGGUUAAUGGACAGUAACCAUUAACGGUGGUAUAUGCGGUAUUAUUCAUUUUUUUGUUUCGUUUCUAACGUAUUAGACUUGCUGUUUAUUAUUGAACAAUUCGUUUGAUUAAAUAAAACGUGAAUUUGUUAAAUAUAAGCUAUAUACAAAAAAAAAAAGAUAGGAGCGCAGUGUUGGUCAAAACAGAAGCUUGGGACUGAAAAUCAAAAUCAAAAUCAAUUUCUUAAUAAAAAAAAAUAUAUAUUCAAUAUAUCAGCCCUUCCGUUCAGUGCUAGCUAGGGUUGGCUAGAAGAUAUGUCAGUUGACGAGAAGGCGGGACGUCCUGAUUAAAGGGCAAAGAAAAUCGCCCAAUGGGAGCGCAGAGAUGAUCCUUUCAUUUAGUCUGGUCUGUCUUGUUUACAUGAAGCGUUCAGCUUAGCCUUUUAUCAAGAAACAUGCAGCAAAAGAUUUGACAGCUGGAGGUGACAGAAACACCAUCGUUGAACUGUAUUGUCUGUGCAAAACAAUACGUUGAGAAGACUGCUGAAAUAAGAGUUCUGUUUCCAAAGGUUGAAGUGUCUUUAGGGCCGUGGCAAAAAGAAACAUCUCCUGGGAAACAAAAAUAUUUGUUGUCUGCAGCAUGGAUUUUGGUGUGUGAGAGUCAUAAAGAGCAAAAAAAAAGAUGCCAUACAGCAACAGAGAACUGGUGAAAGAUUUUAUAAGCUACAAACUGUCCCAAAAAAACUUAGUGUGGAACCAGGUUAAUGGGGACGGUAGGACUGGUAACGCUGGGGUCCUGGAUCCGGACACCGAAAGGGACGGGGGCCACGUCAAUGGAUCCAUAAACGGGACGGACAAUGGGAGCAGCCUGGUCGGGAUCGAGGCAGUGAAGGAGGCCCUGCGAGAUUCGGGGGACGAGUUUGAGUUGAGGUACCGUCGGGCGUUCAGCGACCUCUCCUCCCAGCUGCACAUCACCCCGGGCACAGCCUACCAAAGCUUCGAGCAGGUGGUGAACGAACUCUUCCGGGACGGGGUGAACUGGGGGCGCGUGGUGGCGCUUUUCGCUUUCGGCGGGGCGUUGUGUGUGGAGAGCGUGGAGAAGGAAAUGGGGUCCCUGGUGGGGCGGAUAGCAGACUGGAUGACUACCUACCUGGACAGCAACAUAGAGCCCUGGAUACAGAGGCAAGGAGGCUGGGACACCUUUGCUGCGCUCUAUGGGAGGGAUGCAGCAGCCGAGAGCAGGAGGUCUCAAGAAAGCUUCAUGAAGUGGCUGUUCGCUGGAAUGACUCUGGCUACCGGUCUCGUCGUCGGCUCCUACAUUGUACACAAGCGCUUGUAGAGCUGACGAGACACUCGCCACGCGACAAGGAGAAACACUCAACCAGAACCAUGUUGAGCAAAUGACUCUGCAUCCCCCCCCCCCCCCCCCACACACACACACACACACACAGGUGUCUCUCUGCAAUACUAAACUGCUUUGCAAAUGACUCUGCAUUCCCUCCACACACACAGGUGUCCCUCUGCAAUACCAAACUGCUUUGCAAAUGUCACAUUCCAGCCCCGGUGCUCGGGAUCUCCACCUUUUCAAUUUUUCUUUUUUUUUUUUUUCUCCCAGGAUGGCCUAAAUAAAACUUCAACACAACCUAAAAAAAAAAGAAAAAAACAUGCCCGGCGGGUGGUUUCCUAAAGCGAGAUAGAUUUAGAAGUGAGAAAACUGACUUAAAGACUGUGUGAAGGACCAGAAGAGCCUGGCUGGCAAUCGCUGCCCGGUUCUUUUCGGACCCUUGUAACUGUCACUGCAGAGCGCAGACUGUUCUAGUUCACUGUGUUUUAAUACACGUCACCACUGAGUAACAGCCUGGCCUCCGACGCAUGUCAUUCCACUACACGCAUCUUUGCCAGGCUGGUCAGGACAGGUUGGCUUUUCUUCUUUGUUUUUCUGUUCAUCUGACCACAUGAAAGAAAGGAGAGAGAACCCAUCACAUCAGACUUAAACCCUUGACACUGUGUAGUUAUAGAAACCGUUCUAUUGAUCCGAUGCUACUGCUGUACUAGUUCAACAUUGCGACGCAGAAUAUGUAAGCAUCCAUUAAAGUCACAAGGAUCUCGCGAUUGUUCCUUAUCCGUGGGUUAAGACCACAGAGGCUAAACAUGUGACUGAUGCUUGACUGCUUGAGCAUGAUUCAGUUGUCUGUUGCUGCUGCUGCACUAAUCUCAUUUUGAUCCGAUAUUUCCGGUUAGUCAGGCAGCUCUGUUUAUGAAAACAGCUACAGUCGCAUAAGACUGUGUCAUACACUCUCAUUGAUGCGGAUCAGCCAAAUCCUUGUGACUUCUGUGUACAUCAUUGUUUUGUGACACAUUCUGCCCAUCCUUUCAAAGAUUAUUAUUAUUAUUAUUAUUAUUAUUAUUAUUAUUAUUAUUAUUAUUAUAUAUAUUUUUUUUUUCAUUUACUAAACUUUUAACUGGAUUGUUUUCAAAUUUAAAAGUUCAUUCAAUAAAUGCAACGAAUGUAUGUGGAGCAGUCAUAUUUGCUAAAAUGUUGAUGUGUUCAUCAAAUCAAACAAUAUAUAUUGUUUUAUGAACCCAUUUUUUCCUCUAAAAUGUAACCAUUUCUGCAUUCAAAUGUUGGAUGAUAACUUCAGUCAUAAAUGACGAUAACAGGUUUUAAUCUACCAUUGUUUUUUGAAUAGCACACUCUGCCACUCUGUGGUGGAAUGUUGUAAUAACUGCGAUGGCCAACACACUUUCUGCACACCCCUGUAAUGUAAGUGGUGACAACACUGUAAGCAAACAGUAUGUAUGGUCAUGUAUCUUUAACACACCAGAACGGAGUGCAUUUCCAGAUGCUUAAGUCAGUUCAGUAAUAAUAUCAAACAUCGUGCUGGAGCCGCUUCUGCUAAAUUACAAUAUUUCCUAAUUUCUUGGUUACUUUUUCAAACUGUGCUGACUUGUAUUUGUCCUAAAACAAAAUCAGAUGUGUGACUUGGGCAGGUUUUUACUUAACAUCAUGAAUGUAUAAGCAACCCUAACCCUGAUGCUGAACCCCUGUGCUGUUUGCCAGUGUUCAAACACUGCCUGUAAGGAGGGAACGGGUCCUUGGGUCCCAGGGUUCCUCUGACGGGGCUACUUUUGGGGUAGCUGCCAAGCGUCCACAAUAUGAAGUGUUUAGUGUUGCUAAUAGAUGAUUAGAACGAGGCAUCCUGGGGACUGGAGUUGCCCACCCUGGCUUAAAGCAGCCCUGUAUGUAAUAGUUAUAUAUUCCAUACAACCUAAUUGAGAACAUGUUGUUUUUUUUUGCUUGAGGUUGUUUCUAUGCUGUGUCUUACUUUCAAGUUCUUAUGCCAGAAUAACCAAUGCAGCACUACAUUACCUACUGUAGUUGAAAAAUUAAACUCAAUUUAGUAUACUUUCAUUAGAAUAUUUAAUAAACAAUGUUAUUUAAAUGUAUUAUUCCAUGUACAGCAUAUACAAUGUUUUCAUGUUGCCUUAAUUUGUUAAUACAUGCUUUUUUUUUGAGUGAAAGGGGAUUUGUUUGAGCUCUUUCUGCAAGGGAGAGUGUGUAUUUAUGGGCUUGAAUUUGUUCACCUUGGUUAAAGUUCAUGUAAAUCUUAGAACACAAAAAGGAAAACCUGACUUCUUUUAAAAGCCUUUUAAAUUAAUUUGCUCAAUCAAACCUGUAUGGGAGACUACCUGUAUAGGACAGCCUCUUUUGUAGUUAUUCCCAACUAUUGAAUCUGAGUAUAUAUCUCUAUCACUGUCUGUUUCUAGCUUGAAUAUAUACAUGUCAGCUGUAUAGAGACAGUAGUUUAUAACCUGUAUAUAACAACACCUGUAUAUAAAGACUAGCCCCCUUAGUUGUUUUUAUAAACAGGUUUGACUCAUUUUUUUUUUUCUUUUGUGUGGAUCCCUUCCAAAGUUCACCUCUGUAAAAUUUAAUUUAAUUUGGAAUUGUGACCAAAUACAGUAUACUUCUGCAAAUUCAAGCCCUGUUAUUACCUUAUGAAAAAAAAAGUUAAUUUAACUUAAAUAUAUAUAUUUUUGUUGCACAGAAAAUAGAUUUAUCAUUUUUGUUAAUGUCUGUUAUAGCUAUUUGGUGAGCUUGAACAGUAGAAAGUAGAAAUGAAACACUGCUGUUUGGUGUAAAAGCCCAGCAUACAGCAUGUUUAUGGAAACCCAGAUAAAGUGGCCAACAUGCAUGUAUUUCAGUGUAUGUAGACUGUAAAUACCUGGGCAGGGAACCUCUGCAGAGUUUGCAGAGCAGUCUAGGAAACAGGCAGACAAUUGACUGCAGUUUCAAAGCUGCCUUUUCUCCAUAAACUUUGAUCUGGCUUAACUAUAUACAUGAUGUCAUCGAACCCUCGGGUCAGUGGCACAACGGUUAGAUCAAGAUGUUGAGACUGUUUGCAGGCAGAGUUUAGCUGCUCUCUGUUCUCUGUUGAUUGUGUAGCUGUAGAUGUUCUAGCUGAAGGCAGAGGUUGGUUAGGCACGGGAGGGUUGUAAGUUUAUACAACUAACAGAGUGAAUGCUGAGCAGUAUUUUGCUUACACUUUUGAUGUACCACUUGAAUCCUAAUAAAUGGAUUGCUCUGUGCUUGCAACCUGAAUGGCAUUUCUCAAUGUUUCACCUGGGUGGCCUUUGCAUUCAGAAUAGGGGACAUUUGGAGAGGUGGGGGGCACAAAUAACAUUGCUUCAUAGAGCUGAAGUGACAACAGCUAGCUGAGAAUAUAUUUAAACAACAAACCUUGUUUUAUUGGAAUUAACGCACGCAUGCACAGGCUGGACUGAAAUGAGACACCUAAGACACUGCACAGUUCACACUGAGCAUUCAUGACAACCAUGCUGACCGAGGCACAUAGCAACAGCAGGGUCCAGCCAUCGCUCGGGAUGGAGGAGAAGGAUUCUCAUUACUUUCAAGACAACCAAGUGAAAAGAAAAGGGCGUGUUGGUGGCAACUAGUCCUGUUUAAAAAUACACUUCAUUAGAGAUUUAAGACGUCCAUGUCUUAUAUUACUAUACAAUCGAGUGGUAAAAGAUUCAUUAAAAUUUGAUCAGUUUUACGUGGGAGUAAUUUCCUCCAAGACCGAACGUACAGUAAUCAAGCACAUGGUAACCCCCCCACACCCCAAUACAUUUACAGGCAACUAAAAACAGGUUUUGUAUUUGUAUCAGGCAAGUUCAUAUUAUCAUUCACUGGCUUGUUGUGGUAAGGGUGAUUUAUAAUGCAACUGUGUAGUACUAGUUUAAUUGUACAUGAUAGAGGGGGCGUUUGCAUGUAAGCACUGUGUUUAACAGGCCGUUCUGCCGUACAGUAAGUGAGUUUAUUGAGUUAGAAGACCAAGCUGGAAUUUCAGUAUUCCCUCCCUUGCUGUGUCUAAUAAAGCUUGAGCUGGUAUCUA